Molecule: messenger RNA, 3055 nt
Organism: Oryza sativa Japonica Group (Japanese rice)
Lineage: Eukaryota; Viridiplantae; Streptophyta; Magnoliopsida; Poales; Poaceae
Biological process (GO): protein ubiquitination
Cellular component (GO): CCR4-NOT complex
Molecular function (GO): ubiquitin-protein transferase activity; RNA binding
Source: RefSeq, a predicted model, not a curated record
AUCUACACGACGCGAGAGAAAAAAAAAAUCUGGCUCCCGAGAAGAAAACAAAAGGGUAAAAAGAGCAGAGCAAAAGCUCUCUUCAGUUCUCCACGCCCAAGGGCAGAAGAGAGGGAGGGAGAGAAGGGGGGGAGACGAAGGAAGCACGAAACCCUAAUCCCGAGGCAGCGCGCCUCUCCGAUCAACUCCGGCCUUCCCUGCUUUCUAAGUAUCAGUUGGAGCUACCAUGACGACCCAAGCUAAAGAAAAAUGCCCACUUUGCACAGAGGAGAUGGAUUUGACAGAUAAACAGCUGAAGCCGUGUAAAUGUGGAUAUGAGAUUUGUCUUUGGUGUUGGCAUCAGAUAAUGGAAAUGGAUCAGAAGGAAGAAUGUGGCGGGAGAUGCCCCGCGUGUCGUUCUAUCUACAACAAGGACAGGAUCAUGGGAACAAGCAUCAGCAACCAAAUAUUAAAGGAACUUUGUGCUGACAAAUCAAACUUUCAAAAAGAACAAGCCAAGUCUCAAAAGCAGAAACCAGUAAAAGUUCAGUCAGGAGUGACAGAAGAAUCAAUAGACCCAUAUAGUGUUCGUGUGAUUCAACGCAGGCUUGUUUAUAUUGUUGGGAUGCCUUCUGAAUUCGCGAGUGACAAGGUGCUGAGGCAGCAUAAUUUUCUUGGGCAAUAUGGAAAAAUAGAAAGUAUUAUUAUCGACAAUAUUGGAGCUAACCAACAGAUUCCUGACUCUGGCCGUGUAUAUGUUACCUUUUCAAGGGAGGAAGAAGCUUUUCGGUGCAUUGAGGCAGUUAAUGGUUUCAUCUUGGAUGGUAGACCUCUAAAGGCAACUUUUGGCGUUACAAGAUAUUGUCAUGUAUGGCUAAGCAAUAAGGUUUGCCGAAAGCCAAUCUGUUCGUACGUGCAUCAAAAAGCCCCACCAGAAGAUAUUUGUACGAAGGACGAUGUCGCUGUGUACUGUGCAAGGCUUCAGCAUUUGUUGGGAAUGGAUACAAAGGGUCUCCGUUCAGGAAAUACUUUGCCCCCUCCUGGUGACUGUGUAUCAAGAACUACCGUUUGUAAUGGAAACUCCAAAGAUAAGACCUGCAGCGAUGAUUAUGGAGUACUACACAAUCACGGUAACAAGAAUCUUGGCACGCUGCCAGCUACAACUCUUCAAGAAGAGAAGAAACGUAAUAGCACACCUAAUAAUCAGCAAGGAUUGUCUGCCUCCGUGUCUCAGGAAUUACCACCGCUUGGACCAAAGGUUCACCAUCUCAAUGAUCAGUUGGCUUCCUGUGGUGAUAAGCCCCAAGCAUCUGUGCAGUCAGCAAAUGGCAAUUUGAAUUCUAAGCAAGUAACUGCAGCAGGAAAUGGAACGGUGGGCACCUUAUCAGCAAAACAAUAUGUUAAUGUAGUUUCACAAGGAUCAAGUGGUUCAGGUCGCAGAUUUACUGUACUUACUAGGCAGACGGCUUCUAGUGAUACUCGGUCUAAAGCAACAGGACAAGUCGGUAAUGCCUCUUCAGAUUCCCAGAAGCUUACUUCGGCAAACAAUGAGCACAGUGACAGAAUUAAAAUUUCUAGGAGUGAUAAUGUAAAGUUAGUUUCGCAGAGACCAGAGGAACCUUCCCAAAUGCUAGCUAAUCAUUUGACCGGAGCAAUUGAUAAGACCCACGUUGAUACAGAUGAAAAGAAUGCUCGCUCAGAUAUAAAUGAAAAAACAGUUUGUGGUAUUCAGAUGCAGCUUAAAGAAAGCACUGCAGCACACAGAUCAACUGUGCUGCAGAGUUUGAGGGACAAUCCUAUGUCCAAUAAUCUUCCAACAUUGGAUGUCAAAUCUCAGAUAUCAGUUGUGCCAGACAAGCCUUCAGAUUCACAGUCAGCAUCUAAAACUCAAUUGCAGCCCUCAAAUCAUAAAAAAACUGCUGUUUGUAGUUCAGAUACAGCCAAUGCAAGUGAUGCAUGUGGCAUCGCUAAUAAUCAGGUGCUGUUCCCUGGUGGUAAACAUCAAACUUCAUCACAAGGGGAGGAUCACAGCUUGUACAAGAGGGAUAAGAGUCAGUCAGGAGAUCAACUUUCAUCUCAGCAUCCUGGGAAUGUUUUCUCACCAAGACUACUCACUUCACUGUCAUCCAUUGAUAUAACUGCCAAGGAAAAUAAAGGAAUUAAAAGGCACGUUUGUCCUCCUGGAUUUGAGGAGCUUCACAGGCCGUCUGAUUCUGACAAGAUUACAUCAGUAAGCUCCCCAACUUCUUCUAUUAUGUGCUCUGGACCUGAUACCCUGGUACAAGAUUCAUGCUCUGCUAAAGAUCAGCCAGACUUCAUUAGCUGGGUUUCAGAGUGCCUAGAAGAUGGUGGAGAAACUACACAAAGUAAUAGGAGCAUACCUUCUACUCUCAGUUCCACAGAUGCCACUUGGAGAUACAUGCAGUAUCCUGCCUCCUGUUUUUCUGGUGCAUCAAAUCACUUUCUAGUAUCACCGUACCCUAGAGGAUUGUCACAGCACACGGUGGGUCGGAUUGAAAAUACCAUGAAUUGCUGCUGUUCCCAUCCAUCUGUCAGUGGCAUAGCAAAUCACAAGCCUGAAUACUGGAGUGGAAGUGACCAUAGCUACAUGUCUACUGGGGGAUAUGAUGUAUUCAGUCAAAGUGCAACAUUAGGCAUGAUAGCUGGUAUGGUAGGCACAUCGCCCCAACAACCUUCGCCACCUGUUCAUUACAAUGACUGGACCACGGGAAGUGCUGAUUCAGAUUUGAAGAGUCCACAGGUUGAUCAUACAUACCCCAUGUACUCGCUGUUCUGACGACCUGGCGGAGUUUGCCUUCGCAACCCCUAACAAUAGAUGUACAAGUAAAAUGCAUACCUGCUAAUCUAGCUUGCAAAAUGGUGGGUGGUAGCGACAUUGGCAACGAAAAUGCUUCGUCUGCUGAAGCUUGUAAAGACCAAAUGUGGAGCUUCAUGUACAAAAAUUAGAGUACUUGUGAACAUUUGGUCAUGGAACAAUCCGUUGUAGUGCGUUGCCAUUGCUGUACAGAUGGCCUCCAUUUCUUACAUCUUGAUGUCCUUGUUCUUGUGUUUCUAA